Messenger RNA from Rhizophagus irregularis DAOM 181602=DAOM 197198, 552 nucleotides. RefSeq lists its product as uncharacterized. The record is from RefSeq and is a predicted model, not a curated record. Lineage: Eukaryota; Fungi; Glomeromycota; Glomeromycetes; Glomerales; Glomeraceae.
AUGAAUCAAAAUUUUCAAUUUCCAAAUUCCGGAAAUUUUCCUCAACCUAUUUAUAAUAAUUUCAUACCUCAAUCGAGUUUUGGACAAGCCUCAAAUACUUCGCAUAUGAAUAAUAAUUAUUUGACUUCAAAUCAGAAUGUAAUCCAACAUCAACAGCCAUUUCAACAAAACAAUUUUAUCAAUCAACAAAUGCCAGUUCAAUCCGAAACGUUUAUGUUUUUUUGUAAACCGCCUAAUGACCCUUGCAAUUAUCAUAUUACAUGCAUAGGAAUUCCAUUUGAUACACUUACAAUUACUCAAUUAUUAAAUGAUUCUUCUGAUGGUAACAUUAAUUCUAAUCAAAAUGAAUAUACUUUUUACUAUCAACAAAAAAGUAAUGGUCAAAUUUAUCAAAUUAUUUGUGAGAUAGUCACUCCUUUUGGUUUAAAUAAGACUGUUUAUGGUAUUGAGAUUGCCCAGAGUUUUGGACAAGACCAAUCAUCAUUCACACUUGAUCAAAAGCAGAAUCUUAAAUUGUAUUUAAUCCAAUGCCUCAGUAAUUUAUUAUAUUAA